ACGAGAGCGACGAUCGACAGGCGAAAGCGACGAUCGACAGACGAGAGCGCUUCUGGACGCUGAAAAGUCCACUCGACAAGCUCAAGUACGCAACGCUAGCCACCCCAGUCGCGCCUCUCCUUCAUUUUACCAUGGAUGCCGCAAAGGCUCUCUCAACGCUCAUCUCCAAGUUCCUUUUGGACGACUCCGAGGCGCCGUCGCAUCUGGCAUUCAUCUCCGAUAUCCUCCGGAGCAAUCGAUACAUCGAAGUUGUCGACCAGGCCAUCGCUCGUCCCGAAUAUUCUGGCAGUGUCCCGGCCUUGAGCAGUGCUCUCCAAAAAUGGGCAACGAGAAUUAGCUCCCUCCUGCAAAGCAAGGACGAGGCGGUGCGAUGGGUCGCCAUCGGCUUGAUCCGGCUUUCGAUUGCCCAGUCCCCUUCGCUCUUCAAGCAGUCGGUCGCGUCGUGGUGCAAUAUCAUCAUGUCCCAUAUCUCUAGACCUCAAAAGGAUGUCAUACUAUUUGAGUCGCUCGCCCUGCUGCUUGAUCUUGUGGAGCGAACCUGGAGAUUCCCCGAUCUGGUCCGCGACACCUCAGCGCCAUAUCUUCACAAACUCAUCCCGGUCGUCAUUGCGAAUUUGGACAAGAGUAGCGAGUGCUUCACUGCGAUUUCCAAGAAUCUCACCCGCGCAAUCGAUGCCUUUCCAACGGCAUUCCGCGGACACAUUGAAAAGCUCGAGUCGGCUUGCCUUCGAGUGCUGCUUCCUACAGAACAAGUGACGCUGCCGAGCGAUUUUGUCGAGGCCGCAUCGAAUAUUCUGCUCGCUGUUGGAUCGCUCGGGUUACAGAAGGGUGACCACGAAGAUGCACACAUGCGCUUGCAAAUGAAACUCAUCGGCACGACGCAUUCCCUGUUGGACCGCGCCUUUAGCUGCAUCGACGAAGAGGAAUACGCCAAGAUUUCGUAUCCAUCCUUCCAUAUCCCCGCACUCGAGACAGCACGGGAUGAAUCUCGACUGCUCAUUUUGACCGCAUGGGUCCGCACGAUUCUGGAAUGUCUAUCCAGAAGCCUAUGCAUGGCACGGUCUGGUGUCCAGUCGCUUCAGUCCCGCCCGUAUCUGAAUCUCAUUUCGCGAAUCAUGAAUGUGUCGCGCGGCGCUUUGCCAUCGCAGGGCAGUUUGACCAUCGAGUUUGAGUCACUUCUCAUGGCUAUGGCUUCAAUUCAUGAGGUCACCAUGGAUCUACUCGUGAAUCUCGUGACGAGGUUCCGUGCUCACUUGCUGCGCGAUGCAGCCUCGAUCUGGUCGGCCUGUGCCAAGUGCCUCUCAAUUUCCGAGCACUCGACCACGCUCCGCAUUCGAGCCUUCCACGCGGUUCGAAGGUGUGCCCAGAUCCUCGGGCCCCAUUUUGUGUCGCUGAGUAUCGAUCACACUAUAGUUGAAGCAUUGAAGUCUCUUGAGCAACGUGGUGCAUCGCAAACAGUCAAUCUUGAAGUUCAGCAGUCCAAAAAGUCCAAGGGCCACGACUCUCAAAACCACGGCCUCCCAAGCGACAAUAGGCCGUGGGAACUAAAGACCGCUGCUGUCCAGGCCAUCGAUGCGAUUGUCAGCUCAUCGCGUACCGUCGAGCCAAAGUUCCAGUAUCGUAUAACUCGCGCUCUACUUUCGACGCUCAUGACCUCGAGUGUCCCUACCUAUCACUGCGAUUCCUACGACACCUUCAAGCUAUCGUUGUAUACGUGUCUGCUGGAUACGCUGCUCAGCAGCUCUGCUACACACUCCGUCGCCCUGGCUCCGGCCAUCCAGCUGUUCUCGCUCGGACUGUCCGACAUCAAUCCUGAGAUCCGGGAGCUCUGCAUUCGUGCCUUGAAUAUCACCGACUUGAUUCAGCACGCGCGUCUGCCCCCCAUCCAACGACAGACUCAUGCCAAAGAUGCGCACCUCCCACUCGACGAAAGCGCCAAAGAUGCGCUGCAUCUGGAGCAGUCCACGAAUAAAGCUGGCACCUCGGCUCCGCUCGCGAGCUCGGGUCCCGAGGGCCGCUUUGAAGCGCCAUCGAAGCGACCCAAUGAGAGCUUGAUCUCUGUACACGAGCCCAAGAAAAUCAAGCCAUCCUUCACGGAGUCGAUGCGCACUCAAAUCGCAGCUCAUUCGGAGUCGAAGGUGACUUACAGCCCGGCAUUGCCCCUGGAGGCCAAAGAACCCGUACCUGCCCAGUCAGUUGAUAGACCGCAAGUCGCUAUCCACAACUCUGCUCCCCCGCAGCCAUCUGCUGAUCCCUCUCCGCUCGGAGGGGCCGCCAGCACUGAGGGCAGCCAUUUCACAAGCAGCCGUACGAUCGAGGCCGAAGGUGAUGGUAAUGAUGAAGAUGAGUACGACUUUCCCUCCAUCAACAUGGAUGGGGACGAUGAGAGCGACGAGGAAGAAAGCGAAGAGAACGAGGAAGACGAGUAACAUACCAACACCCGUGAGGAAAUGGGUUGCUUACAAGUAUCCACAGCUCGCCCAAGCCAAAGAACAUGCGCCUGGACCCUCAACAUCGACGCUGUCAUCGACGCUGUCGCCGGUGAUCGGGACGAGUUGUUCGGGGCGAUCAGGUCUUGACAAUACACGACGAUGACGAUGGCUGA
This is a messenger RNA of Polychytrium aggregatum, 2605 nucleotides long. RefSeq names its product rRNA processing/ribosome biogenesis-domain-containing protein. The transcript is spliced from 13 exons. Gene Ontology annotation, biological process: rRNA processing. Lineage: Eukaryota; Fungi; Chytridiomycota; Chytridiomycetes; Polychytriales. The coding region runs from base 132 to 2429 and encodes 765 amino acids. The record is from RefSeq and is a predicted model, not a curated record. Gene Ontology annotation, cellular component: nucleus.